AUGGUGAAUUGUAGAGGAGAUCACGUGGAACUAAUCACGUGCCCCAAUUGUGGCCCAAGCUCCAGCUGUCGGAGCGGCUCAUCCGAUCCCUUCCAAUUCAAACACCCGUCACUCGAUUCAUGGGGCCACUCGUUGCAGAGUGGCUCACGUACAAUCAUGUCGGACUCCUUUAGCCUUCCGCUUCGCCCUAUCAUCGAAAAACGCGACCGCCAGGAUUCAUUGCCCCGCGACAUCGCCCAGAUCAACACGCAAUGGGGGUCGUUCCGCGAGCUCAACGAGACGAAGCUACGGGAGAGGAUCGAGGAGGAUAAAAAUAAGGAUCCAUGGGAAGAAGACGAUGCUGGCGACAAGGAUGCAAUAGAUUUGGAUGCCUCAGAGCAGAAGGACCAGCUGUACAAACGCCGUGCUGAGAUUAUCAAUUUCGCUCUACAGGCUCACAUGGAAACCGCCUUUGCCUUAGAUUUCAUCUCUCUGUUGCUUUCUAAACACAAUGCCCGUCAGGCUGAAAUGUCCAUGUCCCAGUUCUUAAAGGGCGCCAUACCGCUUGGGACUCUGAGCGCCGAGGUCAUUAACCCACCCCCGAGACCAGAUUCCACCCUCAAAGACAUCAAGUCCGUAUCAAGGGGAUGGCGGUUGCAGAACUUCAGUUCAGCCGCAAACAAGCUUUUGAACGCCGGCUCGAGACUGGAAACAGAGAUCAACUCGGAGACCAAGUACUGGGAUGAGGUAUUAGCUGUCAAAGAGAAGGGAUGGAAGGUCUGCAGACUGCCAAGAGAGGGGCAGGCUCUCGCGGUACAAUAUGGAUUUUUGGAGGCUACGCCUAUUUUCCGCGACCGAGGGCUCGCCGCUUUACGAAGGACCGACGACGGAAGCUUGUUUUUGGACAAAGGGUUGAUACCUGGAAAAGCGAAAGGAGUACGCGUGAGGGUGAAACAGGGCAAUCGCGUCGUUGGCUGCUCGAAAGUGUGCCGACCGCCAGAGGGAGCCGAGUCGAUUGAAAGCCGGAUCUUACAAGCCCGCGAUACAGUAUUUGAGGAGGAGCUUUUCUACGAAAUGAUGCGCGAAGCUAGAGUAUUAGGCAACCAAGGGGUAACAACACGACAGAACCUGGUGGAGGUCCCUGUAUCUGGAGAGCAAGAGAUAUUAUUGGAUCUGGUUGACUGGGAUCAGGACCAUGACCCGGAGGUGGCUGCUUCUGGCGAGCAAGAUGUCUUUGCAGAUGCAGUUGCGCACUCCAUUCGCAUUCUCCUGGCCUACGCGCACCGCCAAAACCUUCGGCGAAGGACCCAACCGCCACCUGCAUUGACUCCUAAGCGUCGACCUGUUCCUGAAUAUCACAUCCUCCGGCCAAUCAUGGCAUACCUACAGCAUAAAUCCCACCUAGAAUGGCUGAAGUCAUUCAUGGAUGAUCUGCGCGAUGUACUUGAAUCAGCCGGCAUCAAGUGUGAAUUCCACGCGACCCAAUUUUCGUCGAUCGGCACAUUGCAACCCAGCAUCCAAGUGCCAAAGGUUGAAGCACUGGCUAGGGUGUUCCUGGCUCCGUUCGAGUCAACGUUUUCGGGAACGCUGGUUGAUACACAGAGCUCGUUCCAGGUUCGACUUCGGACCAGUCCCGUGAUCCCGCCGCUUGGUACCUUUUAUGACAUCUCAUUCAGCCAUCCACCGUUUCCCGAUGUGCUGUCUCCCGGCCGCGUUGGGCUACAGGAUGAAGUUUCUUCAAUGGUUACCCACUAUUGCAUGCUAGAUAUAGUGGCAGCUAUCUCGCAAAAGUCAGAUAAGCAAGAGCAAGGCGCGGGGGAGAUAUCCUGGGAAGCUUUGUUUCCCCACCAUGGGCAGCUCCGGGAUCCCACUGAUGAAAGGAGGAAGAUGAUUGUCAGCCUGUCUCGGGAGGAGCUGUCAAUCAAAGGACACUUUUUAGCUCUGGGCGAAGGAUAUGGCAACCGGCCGCCGAAAAUGUCGGAGACAUGGAAACCCGAGCCUGGGGAAUUGAAGCCAAACCUGGCCGAAUUUGUUUCCCAGGCGUCCCAGUUGUCUUCGUGGUGA
This is a messenger RNA of Aspergillus puulaauensis, 2043 nucleotides long. It is a transcript of the gene SRB4, whose product is annotated as mediator of RNA polymerase II transcription subunit 17. The record is from RefSeq and is a predicted model, not a curated record. Bases 1 to 2043 code for a protein of 680 amino acids. The transcript has 3 exons. NCBI's taxonomy places the organism in Eukaryota, Fungi, Ascomycota, Eurotiomycetes, Eurotiales, Aspergillaceae. Gene Ontology annotation, cellular component: core mediator complex; mediator complex. Gene Ontology annotation, biological process: regulation of transcription by RNA polymerase II. Gene Ontology annotation, molecular function: transcription coregulator activity.